UGUCGAACGGGCUAAAAAAAAGUGUGAAUGUGGAUUGUGUAGACCUUUUGAAAAUGUGACAGAUAUAAUAUAACAAAUUUGAAAGAGUGUAAAAACUUUACACUAAGUUGUCCACUUAAGAUACUACAGUUAUAUAAAUUACCAAAUAACAAACACCUCAUUCAAACCACUACAAACAUGGACACGAAACUCUUGGCCAUUAUCAGCAUCUGUUCAUGCUUAAAUUUCGCAAUUGCUGACCCAAUAAUUCAGCUACCAAAUGGUAAAAUACGUGGUCGGCAGGGAGAAACGUCUCAAGGUAACACCUACUACGGUUUUGAAAAAGUACCAUACGCUGCACCCCCUAUCGGAAAACUACGAUUCAAGGCACCACAACCCCCAGAAACAUGGGACGAUAUUCGAGACACCAUCGGCCGUGACGUUUCGUGCUACCAACAAUCCGCAAACGGCGACUUCGAGUCCGAAGACUGCCUAUUCGCCAACAUUUACACCACCGUUCUUCCCAGCGAAGACAACACCACCACCUUACCAGUGAUGUUUUUCAUGCAUGGUGGCGGCUACGUCGGCGGUUCAAACAUGUGGGAACAACCCGAAAACUUUCUUGAUCAUGGAGUCCUUGUGGUCGUCAUUAAUUACAGACUGGGACCUUUCGGGUUUCUUUCAACCCAAGAUGAAGUAAUUCCUGGAAACAACGGUCUGAAGGACCAGCAGCGUGCAAUUCAAUGGACCUACGAAAACAUUGCCUUGUUUGGAGGUGACCCUAAUAUGAUAACGAUUUUCGGGCAAAGUGCGGGGUCAUCCUCUGUGACUUAUCAGCUGUUGAAUAGAGGUAUUGAAGGCAUGAUACGGGGAGGAAUUUGCGAAAGUGGCUCUUAUCUGAGCCCAUGGUCUUAUCAGAGGCGUGCAAGAGAGAUAGCGUUCGCUACAGCGGCGAUUUUGAAUGACACUUUUCUCACAAAUAACAAUUCCGAAGAUUUGCUUCAGUUUUUGCUGACUGUGUCGGCUAAAGAGUUGGAUGAUGCUUCAGAUAAAUAUCACGAUAUUGAAACUCCUGCGGACCUUGAAUUGUCACAAGGAUUCUAUUGGGCUCCUGUCGUAGAAGUGAAAAAUGAAGAUGCAUUCAUGACUAGAAAAAUGUACGGGUUGCUUAAGGCUGGCAACUUUAUUAACGUACCUAUAUUAAUGGGGAUUAACUCAGAAGAGAUGCUGUUUAAUAAUUGGGAUCAUGACAAGAUGAAAGAAACUAUGGCUAUUUAUGAUGAGCAUCCUGAAUGGUUAGUACCCAAGGAUAUGCUCAUUACCGAUGAAGACAAACUUUUGGAAAUGGGACUAGCUAUUAAAAAACUCUACACCGGUGGAGAACCGCUUGCUGACCAUCUCGGUGAUGGAAUCAGGUUCUACAGUGAUAAUUCGUUCACAAGAUCAGUGAUAAAGUAUGCCGAGAUAGCAUCACAGUUUUCUCCUGUCUAUUUCUACGAGUUUUCGUUUGAUGGUCAAAUCGGAGGUUAUGAUAUUAAUUAUGAGGGUGCCGAACAUGUUGCUCACAAUGAAGAACUCAACUAUAUUUUUGGAGAUUCCGACUACCACGAAUAUCCAGAAGCGGAUCAGUUAACUCAGCAAAGAAUGAUAAAAAUUUGGACAGAUUUCGCUAAAUAUCAAAAUCCCACACCAGAACCCACGGAGCUCCUACAAAACGUAACAUGGCCUUUGGUGAAUACUGAAGGAGGAGAUUUUUUGUAUGUCGAUAUCAACGAGAAUCUUGAAAUUAAGAAUCAUCCAAAAGAAGAGACUUACACUGGAUGGAACGUGCUAUAUGACAGUUUAGGUUAUGAUGAUUUUGACACCUAUUAAAGUCAAAGUGUAAUGAACUUGCGGAUUUUGACAAUUAAAUAUGUC
Zophobas morio is the source of this 1896-nucleotide messenger RNA. Its product is annotated as carboxylic ester hydrolase-like. The transcript has 8 exons. The coding region runs from base 178 to 1851 and encodes 557 amino acids. NCBI's taxonomy places the organism in Eukaryota, Metazoa, Arthropoda, Insecta, Coleoptera, Tenebrionidae. The record is from RefSeq and is a predicted model, not a curated record.